UGCGCACCGCGCGGUGAAUGGCUGGUCAGACUGCCCAUCGCGGUGGCGGUGGCUAUGGCGGCGGUGCGGCAGUCGGUGCGCUGGGCCCUGGCGGCGGCCGCGCUGGCCGUGGCGGGGCUGGCUCUGGACAACGGGCUAGCGCGGACGCCACCGAUGGGCUGGCUGCACUGGGAGCGCUUCCUCUGCGGCACCGACUGCGCCACAGACCCGCACCGCUGCGUCAGCGAGCGGCUCUUCGUGGAGAUGGCCGACGUGAUGGUUGCCGAGGGCUGGAGGGACGCGGGCUACGAGUUCGUCUGCAUUGACGACUGCUGGAUGGCCCCGACGCGGGACCAGCAGGGCCGGCUCCAGCCCGACCCGAAACGCUUCCCCAGCGGGAUCCGCAAGCUGGCUGACUACGUCCACUCCAAGGGGCUGAAGCUGGGAAUCUACAGCGAUGUCGGGAACAAGACGUGCGCUGGCUUCCCGGGCAGUUAUGACCACUACGACCUGGACGCCCAAACGUUUGCCUCCUGGGGUGUGGACCUGCUGAAGUUUGACGGCUGCAACUCUGGCACGCUGGAGUUGCUGGCGGAAGGUUACAGGCGUAUGUCUCUGGCCCUGAACAAGACUGGACGGAGCAUUGUGUACUCCUGUGAGUGGCCUUUCUACUUGAGGCCCAUGCAGCAGCCCAAUUACACAGAGAUCAAACAUUACUGCAAUCACUGGAGGAACUUUUUUGAUGUCUAUGAUUCCUGGAGCAGCAUCAAGAGUAUCUUGGACUGGACAGCACUUCACCAGGACAGCAUUGUGAAGAUAGCUGGGCCAGGGGGCUGGAAUGAUCCAGACAUGCUGGUGAUUGGCAACUUCGGGCUGAGCUGGGACCAGGCCGUGACUCAGAUGGCGAUGUGGGCUAUCAUGGCUGCUCCCCUCUUCAUGUCCAACGACCUGCGGCACAUUAGCCCCGAGGCCAAGUGGCUGCUCCAGAACAAAGACGUGAUCGCCAUCAACCAGGACGUGCUGGGCAAGCAAGGAUACCAAAUCGCCAAGGACAAGCACUUUGAGCUGUGGGAGCGGCCCCUGUCUGGCGGAGCCUAUGCUGUGGCAGUGCUGAACCAGCAGGAGAUUGGGGGACCCCAGAACUUCACCUUCUCCCUCAGCUUCCUCGGCAAUGGGCUGGCCUGCAACCCAGCCUGCUCCAUUCAGCAGGUUCUGCCCGCCAGCAGGGACUGGGGGCUUUACAGCUGGGUCUCCUCCCUGAGUGUGGAGGUGAACCCAACAGGCACUGUGCUGCUGAAAGUAGUGGUUCUAUAGGAGGCACAAAGACAAUCUUUUCCUAAGCCUCAGACUCUGCCUAAACUUCUUGUCACAAGAAGCCUGUCUCCUUCCUCCAAGCAGGGUGCCUUUGUUCUGUCCCCGGCUAUUCACUACUCCAGUGCUUCUAAGUGGACUUUGAACCUUCACCCUAAGGUGACCAACACCCACCACUCCAUUGCCAAGCGAUAACAGAGGAAGGGCCGCUGCUUCUCCCCUCUUUACCCUUCCUCUGACAUCUCACCUAACACCUCCAAGGGGCCAUCAGGGUCUCAACAGGGCAACAACUCCUGGUGAUGCCCACUGCCACUACACACCAAAGAGAUGCAAAGGAUACACAUGGCAUCUUGCAGCUCUCCUUGAGCAUUUCAGGGACAACAGGGAAACACAGCCUGGCUGCCCUGCUCUUGCUUUGCCAGGCCAGGGCAUACAGUCCAAAACAAGAAAAGCUGCUCCUUCCACAUUCUGACAACUCAGGGACUGGCCUAAAUCACUGCAUGUCUUAGCAACUGCUUUCUUGACAGCUGCCUGCUUAGUAUAAAUGUGAUUAAGUAGGACACCUCAGGUUUUUGAGUGUUUCUCCUUACCCCAGUCUUCUGCCUCUCACCAGUGGCUGCUACUUGCCUGUAGGUCACAAUUCCCCCUCCACCCUUCAUGGGGUCAGUGGAGUCCCCCUCAGUGAGCUGCCUUCCAGAAAAAACCUCUGUGCUUGUUUUCUACUGCUGGCAGAAACCUCUGUGCUUGUUUUCUACUGCUGGCAGUAGUAACACAGGUCCUUCUGAGACAGGAGAUGGGUAUUUAAUCAUGCAGCCAUCACAUGCAAGUAUGUUCUCUUCUGAUUACUACACAAUCGGGAUAUCUUGAUUUGUUCUCAUUUCUGUGAUUAAGCACUUUGAUUAAAAUGCCCCUUAAAAAGGCUAA
Messenger RNA from Columba livia (rock pigeon), 2214 nucleotides. It is a transcript of the gene GLA, whose product is annotated as galactosidase alpha. Gene Ontology annotation, molecular function: alpha-galactosidase activity. The transcript is spliced from 7 exons. Gene Ontology annotation, cellular component: cytoplasm. The record is from RefSeq and is a predicted model, not a curated record. NCBI's taxonomy places the organism in Eukaryota, Metazoa, Chordata, Aves, Columbiformes, Columbidae. Gene Ontology annotation, biological process: oligosaccharide metabolic process; glycoside catabolic process. Bases 55 to 1293 code for a protein of 412 amino acids.